Neofelis nebulosa (Clouded leopard) is the source of this 953-nucleotide messenger RNA. RefSeq lists its product as uncharacterized. The transcript has 2 exons. Bases 180 to 938 code for a protein of 252 amino acids. Lineage: Eukaryota; Metazoa; Chordata; Mammalia; Carnivora; Felidae. The record is from RefSeq and is a predicted model, not a curated record.
GAGAGGACUAUUUGCAAAGGUGUUAUCCCAGGAGGGGACUCAGGAGGUGGAUCCUAGGCAGUGACAUCACUUUGCUCACAAUAGGCCCCAGGAAAGCUUGGAACUCCCGUAACCUGGCACCCAUGUUCUAGUAAGGUCCCAUACCAGGCUCACUUGCCUACAGACACAGAGACUUUAGGAUGUUCUCUUGUUGUUUUCCCAGGUACCGGGGCUCUGGAUACCAGAAACCCCAGUGCGCAGGAUUACUCAGAUGUUGGAGAGGUUUCCUUAACCCACGCUGGCGAUGCCUCAGGAUGUUUUCCAGGAGGUCACAUAAGAGCCACAUGCCACAGAUGGAGGAGAAGCUGAAUGAGAGCCCCUGCUCUACUUCCCUGGAGGAAAGGAGGAAGCCCCAUGCCAUCAGCAGGAAGCAGCGCUGGCUCAGGGUGAGUGCAGGUACCAGGGAAACCCAACACCCAGGGCCCAGAGGCAAUGCAAAGAAUCCCAGGGCCCAGAAAACACACUGCUGCUCCCCUGGUAGCUCUCGGAGACUCCUGGUCCCAGAUGAACCUGGAACCCCAACUGCUCCCCAAACAUGCCCUCAGGCCCAGCCCCUGCCACGGCCAGACGCAACGUCACUCUCCACUUAUUUGCAGGAAUAUCAGAAAAGAGGUGUGAGACCAUUUCACGUCCCAUUCUGUCUAGAAUAUAUUGGCAUUGUUGUACACGCUUCCCCGACGAACGUUCCCAGGAGUCUCGGUUCGCCCGACCAUCCUUCCACACCUUCUCCACAUCUGACACACGUUCGUGAGGAGCAGGGAGAGUUUUACCCAAAAGACAUGGGGCUCAUUGUAUUAUGUCUAAUGCUCUGCACUUUGGUGGCCAAGCAACACGCCCCUGGGGCCCCUCCAGAUCAGGAGCAAGGGCCUUAUCACCUAGACAACAUUCUGGAAAUGUGACCACUCACCUCACCC